Molecule: messenger RNA, 1372 nt
Organism: Umbelopsis ramanniana AG
Lineage: Eukaryota; Fungi; Mucoromycota; Umbelopsidomycetes; Umbelopsidales; Umbelopsidaceae
Exons: 4
Coding region: 154-1170 (338 amino acids)
Molecular function (GO): methyltransferase activity
Source: RefSeq, a predicted model, not a curated record
GCGCCAUGAACUUCCUUCUUCUUCGUUUUCCUUUCUGAUAAUCGAGCCUUUUGUUUUAUCUUUUUGGCUGUCUAUCCUUUCACAUUUCAUUUCCGUUUUAUCAACAACCCGCUGAACAUAAACAUUAAUAUCCUCUCCACUUGAACAAAAAAAAUGGGCAACCAAGCGAGCAAAAUUGUGGAUAAGGCGAAAGACCGUUCAAACGACCGAAAAUCCAGGCACCCAAACCGUGCCCUGAGCGUAAAGUCAUCUUCGGCCGCAUCGACUUCUGAACAACCCCCACUACCCAGUAAAAGAAAUUUUGCAGAUACCACUUUUCAAGCAGUACCGCCCAAUCUGAAACCGAGUCGAAGUCAAAAAACGAAUAAAAAAGGUGUAGUAAUCGACCAGGAAGACUUCAAAGAGAUAGAUCGAUCGCAACGCCAGCAUUAUGUUUUGAAAAGCAUACGAAAGACGAAUCACUGGGUACCUUACACUCGUGACGGAGUUAUUCUCGACAUUGGCACUGGACAUGGCGAUUGGGCCUACGAAGUGGCGUCAACUUAUCCUAAAUCUCAAAUCAUUGGCCUGGAUCUCAACCCUCCUCAUGCGCCUGUCACCAUUCAAAACAACUUAAAGUUCAAGCACGUCGAUAUAACUCAGCGUUGGGACAUUGAAGAUAACUCUGUCGACUUCGUGUUCCAACGUGAUAUGAAUAGGGUGUUACUGAAAUCAGAUUGGGACCAUAUUUUACGUGAAAUGUAUCGAGUUACGCAACCAGGUGGCGUCUUAGAAAUUUUAGAAUCAGACUUAUUCCAUCACAAUUCUGGGCCAGUACAGGCGCAUGCUGACGAGUUUUACAAAGCUCAGUGCGAGCAUAUUGGAAGGGACUGCACCUUGGCCGAUCAUUUGGCGGCUGACCUUACCAACAUUGGGUUUAUCAAUGUGCAACAGAAAUCGCUGGAUAUCCCGGUAGGGGAAUGGCCUAGUGACCCCAAUCUAAAACAAAUUGGGUUCAAUAACCUUGAGCUACAAAGAUCGAAACUGCGAUCGCUGCGAUCCGCUUAUGUGGAAGGGAUGGGAUUAUCAGCAGACGAUUACGACGCCGCUAGCAAACUGAUCUUAUCAGAGUACGAGGAGUACCAGGGUUAUACCAAGUGGGUAUGCUGGACCGCUCAGAAGCCUUCAUAAACGACGAAGUCUCUCAUUGCUCUAUGUACAGAACAGUACGUUGUUAGCAACCCCAUUUUUAAAUUUUAUCCAUAGAAUCUAGAAUGCCUGCCGUUAAACCCCCUCCCUCCCCCACCAUAAUUAUUUAACCCCUUUGUUUCCUUUGACGUUUCAUAUUAACUUGUAAUUAGCAAGCAAAAGAAUAUAUCAAAUUUAAUAACCC